This is a messenger RNA of Jaculus jaculus (lesser Egyptian jerboa), 2594 nucleotides long. RefSeq names its product cadherin 3 (gene Cdh3). The transcript is spliced from 16 exons. Gene Ontology annotation, cellular component: plasma membrane; cytoplasm; adherens junction. The record is from RefSeq and is a predicted model, not a curated record. Gene Ontology annotation, molecular function: cadherin binding; calcium ion binding. Lineage: Eukaryota; Metazoa; Chordata; Mammalia; Rodentia; Dipodidae. Bases 78 to 2549 code for a protein of 823 amino acids. Gene Ontology annotation, biological process: cell-cell junction assembly; homophilic cell-cell adhesion; multicellular organism development.
GGCGGCGAGAGCUGCACCGAGAGCGUUAGUGGAGCCGAGACCUGCCGUCGCGGCAGCCUCUUCGCCUCUCUCCAGCCAUGGGGCUCCUGCGUGGGCCUCUCGCGUCCCUCCUCUUCCUCCUCCAGGUACAGGUUUGCUGGCUGCCGUGCGUGGUCUCCGAGCCCUGCCAGGCGGGCUUUAGGGAGGCUGAAGUGACCUUGGAGGCAGCAGGCGCGGGCCUGGCGCAGGGAAAAGUCACAUUCACUGGCUGCCCUUGGCAAGAGCUGUCCCAGCCUGACCCUGCUAUCAGUGACAUCACUGUGCUGAAUGACAGAAGAAUCCAGGAAAGGAAGUCAUCAAAGAUCCUCUCAUCCAAACGCAUCUUACGAAGGCGCAAGCGAGAAUGGGUGAUGCCACCAAUAUCUGUCCCUGAAAAUGGCAAAGGUCCCUUCCCUCAGAAGCUGAAUCAGCUCAAAUCGAACAAAGACAGAGGCACCAAGCUUUUCUACAGCAUCACAGGCCCUGGAGCGGAUAGUCCCCCUGAAGGUGUUUUCACCAUAGAGAAGGAGACAGGCUGGUUGUUGUUGAAUAAGCCCCUGGACCGAGAGGACAUUGCCAAGUAUGAGCUUUUCGGCCAUGCUGUGUCUGAGAACGGCGCCUCCGUGGAGGAGCCCAUGAAUAUCUCCAUCAUGGUGAUAGACCAGAACGACCACAAACCCAAGUUCACCCAGGAUGUCUUCAGAGGGAGUGUUCUGGAAGGUGUCCUCCCGGGUACUUCUGUGAUGCAGGUGACAGCCACAGAUGAGGACGAUGCCAUCAGCACCUACAACGGCGUGGUUGCUUACACCAUCCACGGCCAAGAACCGAAGGACCCGCACGAUCUCAUGUUCACCGUGCACCGCAGCACUGGCACCAUCAGCGUCAUCUCCAGUGGCCUGGACCGCGAGAAAGUCCCCGAGUACACACUGACCAUCCAGGCCACUGACAUGGAUGGAGACGGCUCCACCACCACGGCAGUGGCAAUCGUGGAAAUCCUGGAUGCAAACGACAAUGCUCCUAUGUUCAGGCCCCAGAAGUACGAGGCCCGGGUUCCCGAGAACACAGUAGGCCAUGAAGUGCAGAGGCUGACAGUGACUGAUCUGGAUGCCCCUAACACAUCAGCCUGGUUUGCCACCUAUCGCAUCGUGGGAGGGGACAGCGGGGACCAUUUUACCAUCACCACUCACCCCGAGAGCAACCAGGGCAUCCUGACAACCGUGAAGGGCCUGGAUUUUGAGUCUCAAAACCUGCACACCCUGUACAUAGAAGUGACCAACGAGGCCCCCUUUGUGGUGAAGAUCCCAACGGCCACAGCCACUGUAGUGGUCCACGUGGAAGACGUGAACGAGGCCCCGACGUUUAUCCCUCCCUCCAAAGUCAUCGAGGCCCAGGAAGGUCUUUCUCCUGGAGAACUUGUCUGUGUCUACACCGCUCAGGAUCCCGACAAGGAGGGUCAGAAGAUCAGCUACCACAUCCUGAGAGACCCAGCAGGAUGGCUAGCGGUGGACCCAGACAGCGGGCAGAUCACCGCCGCAGGCGUCCUAGACCGUGAGGAUGAGCGGUUUGUGAAGAACAAUGUCUACGAAGUUGUGGUCUUGGCCACGGACAAUGGAAGCCCUCCCACUACUGGCACGGGGACCCUCCUGCUAACACUUACUGACAUCAAUGACCACGGCCCAGUCCCUGAGCCCCGUCAGAUCACCAUCUGCAACCAAAGUCCCAUCCCGCAAAUGCUGAGCAUCGUGGACAAGGACCUGUCGCCCCACUCUUCCCCUUUCCGGGCCCAGCUCACACAUGACUCGGGCAUCUACUGGAUGGCAGAGGUCAACGAGAAAGGAGACGCUGUGGCCUUGUCCCUGAAGAAGUUCCUAAAGCAAGACAUAUAUGAUGUUCACCUUUCUCUGUCUGACCACGGUGACAAGGAACAGCUAACCGUGAUCAGGGCCACUGUGUGUGACUGCCAUGGCCAUGUGGAGACCUGCCCUGUGCCCUGGAAGGGCGGUUUCAUCCUGCCUGUCCUGGGGGCCGUCCUAGCUCUGUUGAUCCUCCUGCUGGUACUCCUCCUGUUGGUGAGAAAGAAGCGGAAGGUCAAAGAGCCCCUCCUGCUCCCAGACGAUGACACCCGCGACAACGUCUUCUAUUAUGGCGAGGAGGGUGGUGGUGAAGAGGACCAGGACUAUGACAUCACCCAACUCCACCGAGGUCUGGAAGCCAGGCCUGAGGUGGUCUUCCGCAACGAUGUGGCGCCAACCUUCAUCUCCACACCCACGUACCGUCCCCGGCCGGCCAACCCAGACGAAAUAGGCAACUUUAUCAUUGAGAACCUCAAGGCCGCCAACACGGACCCCACGGCUCCGCCCUACGACUCCCUGCUGGUGUUCGACUACGAGGGCGGCGGCUCCGACGCGGCCUCGCUGAGCUCCCUCACCUCCUCCGCCUCCGACCAGGACCACGACUACCGCUACCUCAGCGAGUGGGGCGGCCGCUUUAAGAAACUGGCCGACCUGUACGGCGGCGGCGAGGACGACUAGGCGGCCGGGCGGGGACUCGAGAGAGCGGGCCGCGGCCGCAGCAGC